Molecule: messenger RNA, 717 nt
Organism: Eucalyptus grandis
Lineage: Eukaryota; Viridiplantae; Streptophyta; Magnoliopsida; Myrtales; Myrtaceae
Product: early nodulin-75
Exons: 1
Coding region: 1-717 (238 amino acids)
Source: RefSeq, a predicted model, not a curated record
AUGUCUUCCGGGUACUUGCUAGUUUUGCUCCUGGGAGCGGUGCUUUUCGCCGCUGCCGUCCUCUCCGACGGCCACCACCCUUUAAAAAAAGAGCAUAAACCACACCACAAGCACCACCACAAACUGACCAAAAAAAAAAAGCACCACCACAAGCACCACCCUGGUGGUCGCCAUCUCAUGGAGACCGUCGAAGCCGAGGACUCACACAAGCCAUUCCCUAAACACAAGCCCCCACACCACGACCACCCUCUCGAGCACAUUCUUGUCGAGGAGGUUGAAAAGGAAGACUCCCACAAAAAGCCAUUCCCCGGCAAGAAACCGCCCCACCACCCCGGCCACUUGCUUGCCGAGGAAGUGGAAGCCGAUGAAAAAAAGAAGCCAUUCCCCGAGCACAAACCCCCAAAGAAAGGCGACAAGCCACCACCGAAGCACAAGCCGCCCCACAAGGGACACAUUCUCGUAAAGGAGGUGGAAGAGGACUCGAAGAAGCCAUUCCCUGAGCACAAGCCCCCCAUGAAAGGUGAGGAGCCCAAGAAGGGAAAGGGAGAUAAGCCACCACCAAAGCACAAGCCACCACACGAGGGACACAUUCUCGUAGAGGAGGUGGAAGAGGACUCUAAGAAGCCAUUCUGUGAGCACAAGCCGCCAAAGAAAGGCGAGGAGCCAAAGAAGGGAAAGGGAGAGAAGCCGCCCCCAAAGCACAAGCUUUGCUUGUGA